This is a messenger RNA of Aspergillus pseudoviridinutans, 1599 nucleotides long. RefSeq names its product homoserine O-acetyltransferase family protein. The coding region runs from base 1 to 1599 and encodes 532 amino acids. The transcript has a single exon. NCBI's taxonomy places the organism in Eukaryota, Fungi, Ascomycota, Eurotiomycetes, Eurotiales, Aspergillaceae. Gene Ontology annotation, molecular function: homoserine O-acetyltransferase activity; L-serine O-acetyltransferase activity. Gene Ontology annotation, biological process: L-homoserine metabolic process. The record is from RefSeq and is a predicted model, not a curated record.
AUGAGCUCUCUCCAAGGCGUGGCACGCUCAGCUCCUCGUGGUCUCCAGGCCGUCGGACUGUGGAGACAGAGCGACAGUGUCGCGGCCAGUUUUACCACAGCAAGAAACCGAUUUCAAAUCAGCACAUUGAAUCGUCGCUUAUUACACUCAGCUCCUGCUCGAAAGAUACAAAGUGCCACCGCCGAAAAUCCUCCAGCGCGAGAUUCAUCGAACCCGGCACUCUCAUUUCCUUGUCUCGACGCCCUGGACGCGAAAUCGGCGCUGCUAACGGCCAGGUCGAUCGAGUCGGGUCCAGAACCUUCAUACACGACCGGACAACAUGAGAGCUUCCAUUGCGAAGAGCCAUUGCUACUAGACUGGGGUGGUGUCUUGCCAGAGUUUGAUAUCGCGUACGAAACAUGGGGUCAGUUGAACGCGGACAAGAGCAACGCUAUUCUAUUACAUACUGGUCUGUCGGCGUCGAGUCAUGCACAUAGUACCGAGGCCAACCCGAAACCGGGAUGGUGGGAGAAAUUCAUCGGUUCUGGCAAGCCGUUGAACACGGACAAAUACUUUGUUAUCUGUACAAAUGUUAUUGGGGGUUGUUAUGGGAGCACAGGCCCGUCGUCGAUCGAUCCGUCCGACGGGAAGAGAUACGCAACGCGGUUUCCCAUCCUUACACUGGACGACAUGGUUCGAGCACAGUUUCGUCUACUGGACUCAUUGGGAGUCCAGAAACUGUACGCCUCCGUUGGCUCCAGCAUGGGUGGGAUGCAGAGCCUUGCGGCGGGCGUGUUGUUCCCCGAGCGCAUAGGAAAGAUCGUGAGUAUCAGUGGAUGCGCCCGGAGCCACCCUUACAGCAUCGCCAUGAGACACACCCAACGCCAGGUGCUGAUGAUGGACCCGAAAUGGAACCGCGGUUUCUACUACGACUCGAUCCCGCCUCAUUCGGGGAUGAAACUCGCCAGAGAAAUCGCAACAGUCACGUACAGAAGUGGACCGGAAUGGGAGAAACGGUUCGGGCGCAAGCGCGCCGAUCCCAGCAAACAGCCGGCCUUGUGUCCUGACUUCCUUAUUGAGACCUAUCUCGAUCAUGCUGGCGAGAAAUUCUGCCUCGAGUACGACCCAAAUAGUCUACUCUACGUCUCCAAAGCCAUGGACCUAUUCGACCUCGGCCGGUCGCAGCAGGCGGAGACCAAGAAGCGCAGACAGGGUUUUGAGGCUCGUAUCGCCCAAGGCGGCAAGACACUCCACUACAAUGAUGCCUCGUGCAGCUUGACAUUACCCGAAAAGCCUUACGAGGAGCAACCCUCCAUAACCGACUCCAGCUCUUCGGCCGACGAGUCAGUCGCCGCAGGUGAGCAACCAGAUGCACCACCCGCCGACCUCAUCGCCGGUCUCGCGCCGUUGAAGAACCACCCGGUCCUGGUCAUGGGUGUUGCCAGCGAUAUUCUCUUCCCCGCGUGGCAGCAACGUGAAAUCGCCGAGACUCUUCGCGCGGCUGGAAACAAGAACGUCGAACACAUCGAGCUGGGCGAGGACAUCUCCUUAUUUGGACAUGAUACGUUCCUACUCGACUUGAAGAAUAUCGGCGGCGCCGUUGAGAGGUUUUUGCGCUAA